AUGGAGGAAAUAGUAGCUGCAGACACUGGAGAAGUCGUGCUUCUGAGAGUGAACUAUGCUCUGGCCCUAGGCCUCGAAGGAGAGGUCCCCUGGGCCGCGGCUUAUUGCGUGCUGAAACGUCCUGGAGGUCUCCUACUGGUGCUGCCUGCAGGAUAUCUGCCUGCUCAGGUGCUUCUGGAUGCAUUCGGGGAAGGAUUUCGUGGGGCACUCGGCCCUCACACAGAGACUUCGGCCCCUGCGGUGGAGCUGGUGGAGUCGGGAGAAUGGGCCGGCGUUUACCCGGCCAGAAACCUCAGCGUUUUGCUUGCCGACUUCUCAGAGGAAGCCCUUGUCGGCGUGGAGACGCAAGUGGAUGGCGCUGCGGAUAUGGUCCCUUCCGAUUCCGAGCACCCAAACAUGUAUCCCUUGGCGACUGCUCUGGUCACCUUUGCAACCAGCUGGACCGCAGGUGUGGAAGGAGACCGAGGGGCCGGCUACGUCACGGCGGAGGAGCUGGUUCCGGACCUGCCCCCAACUUUGGGCAGACGAGCGAAGGGGCCUCCAGUGGAGCCAAAGAGGAAGCCAACGGUCGCUCAGUUGGCCGCGCAGCAGUCGGACAUCAUGCAGGCCCUGCAGGCUUUGUCGACUCAAGUACAGAGUCUCGCAAGUGCAGGCCAAGCCGUGGUGGCCCCGACUCCCGAGCCGCCUCAGGUGCUUCAGACAAGAGCGGUCCCACUGCCUCAGCCGGCCUUGGCCAUGCCUGUCUCAGCAGCGAUUGCAGCGAGCCCCGCCGGGCCAAAGAAAGUGUCAGCCCUGCUUGGGGCACCUCCCCGAACGAAGGCUCCUCUCGCCGAUCUGGAUGGGCUCCCGAUGGACGACGGUUUGGGAGUCGGCCCAAUCGAGGAGGAGCCGCUGGACGCUGGUGGACCAAUCGCAGCUGCGGUUCUGGCACAGAGUCGAGCCCUCACUGCGCUGGUGGCUCAGAUGGCAAGCUCAUCAGAUCCUCUCUCCGAUCUUGGUGGAGGAAGCUCGUCCCUGUCGACCAAGGGUUCGGCGGCCAGAUUGAAGUUGCAAAAGGAGCUUGCUGCUCGCAAUGGGUCUUUCUUCGAGAAAGUGCAGGAGGCUGCAUUGAGGAGAAUGGACCCCGCCUCCGGCCCUCUCCAGGUUGGCGAGGAUGCGAUUGGAAGGUCGGUGAUGUGCAGGUACCUCGAACGAUACGGUGGCUUCCGAGACCACCGUACCUGGGGCCUGGUGCAGUGGCAGCUGGCCCAAAUCUUCGAUUUGCUGGGCACAGACCAGGUCGCCGGGGCAAAGGAUGCUUUAGCCAUGCUGAUGGUGAUGGUGGACCAGAUGGUCCUAGACUCUGGUUCUCCAGAGCUUGGUUGGAUAUUAACACUCCAGCCGGAUCCACCAAGCCAGUUGUUCUCCGCCCCGUCAAACGUGGCAGGCUCCAGCCUGCGCCCGUGCAGCCACUUAUCGGACCCGAGGUGGGUGGCUACUGCGCUCUCUUAUGUAAAGGAGAUGGAGACAUUGGCAUCGCGGCGGGCAGAAGUGACAAAGAAACCCAGCGGGGCACCGCCCCCGGAUGUGCCACCGAAAGCGCCGGGGUCUAUCCCGCCAAACUCGUUGCCCUACCCUGAUGCAAGCAAUGAGGCUCCGCGAGAGCUGACUCGGGUGUUCGGGGCUUACAAGUCCGACGCCGCCGAUCGCCAGAUCGGCGACCGACGAGGGGCCAACGGCUGCGAGGGCCGAGUUGACGGAGCGCAGAUGCUCACGUGCAUCACUACCAAGCCAGGUACGAAGAUCAUCGGGGCUAGUACUGAUCGGGCUGAUUUUUACCAUCAGGCAAAGGUAUCUUGUUCAAAGGCCGAGGGAAACGCUGCCGGUCCUAGGCUUCGCUUGGAGGAUUUCGAGGGCACUGAGACUCUGCGUUCUGCUAGAGCGCUUGUUCGAUCUGAACUCGCGAGACCGCGACCCUCACGGCCCCUUGCGUCCGUCCUAGAAGAAGCCCGCUUGGUUUCCCCGGCUGUGCUGCCCCGCCAUCUUUUCGACCCAGAGACUCCUGCCUACGGCUGUUUUCGAUCAGUCUAUCAAGGCGACCAUGUUGGAGUAGAAUACGGGACGGAGGCGCACGGGAACCUUCUUGAGGAAGGAGGGUUGCUCCUCCCACCUACUCGUCUGCUUGCAAAAAGGGCGCCGUCUCGACUUGGCCCCUGGGAGGGUCUGAUUAUAGACGAUUACUACUGCCUCUCCUCAGAGCCUGCAUCUGCUGAUCCAGCCUCCUCCGAGGCCACCCGCCGUGUCAGAGCAGCCCACGUGAUCUAUGAGAGGGAUCAAGUUCAGGGCUCCCCCCAUAAGGAUAUCCUCGGGGCUGACUUUAUAGUGUGCGCAGGGGCCCAGGUUGAUUCUUCGGAUAAGGUUGUUAAGGCCGGUUGCUGCUUCGUUUCAGCCGCAACUCCGAAGCUUCUUGCUCUUUCGGUGAUCAGCUUGAAGACGGCAGCGAUGCCCGCCAUCUCCGAGGAGCUUGCCUCAAAUCUCGCUGGGUCCUGGAUCUCCGCUCUGAUGUUCAGGAGACCGCUCUUUGCCGUGCUCGAUGGCCUUUUUGGGCUCGGUAAGUCCUCAGCCCAGGCCUCUGGAAGUGGCCUUCGUUUUCUCCCGAGGAAGGUUGCCCAGGAACUCGUCGUCCUGGCUUCGCUUGCCCCUGUCCUUCUCAGCAAUGUUGCUGCUCCUUUCUGUGACAGGGUAUUCUGUUCUGAUGCCUCGAUGAACCGUGGAGCGACGUGCUCUACCAAAGUGCCGGAGGAGGUGGCAGCCUCGCUCUGGCUAGCAGCCGAAAAGAAGGGAUGCUACACAAUGCUCGACGGCGGAGCAACAAACUGCAUUCCCCCUGAUUCCGACCACGAGGACGGAGAGCUUGAAGUUGCAGCCAAGAGGCCCCUCGCCUUUGACUUCGAUGUUCUCCUCAUCUUCGAGGGAGCUGCCGGAUUAGCUGUUGCCGCAGCGGAGAAGGGUCUUAGAUGCUCGCCGGUUAUAGACCCAAGGCACUCCCCUGAGUACGAUCUUCGUAGGUUAGCAGUUUUCGAGUGGGCCCUCUACUUGAUUUGGGCUGGGAAAGCCCGCAGCAUUGCCAUUGUUUUCCCGGCGGGGCUGACCCCUUGCCUGCCGAAACAUCGCGAUGGAAGAGGUCCUGUCACUGAAGGGGCCAGCAUGAUUUUCAAGCGCAGUGUUGCCCUCUUAAAGGCGGCAGUGAGGGCCUCCGUUCCGGCAGUGUUCUUGUAUAAGAAAGGAGCGGGAGUGCUGACCACCGCUCCAGCACGGAAUCUCCUAGCAGUCGACAAAGUCCAGAUCGUUCCACCUGCGAUCGGGGCUCAAGGUAGCCUGGGCCAGCCGGGCUUAGCCUUCUGCCCGACUGAGUUUCCGAAGCUUUUCUGGGCGAGCCGCUCUGUGCCUCAGGCCGCUGCUUCUGGGUUAGUUAGCCUUCUGCAGUCCGCCGUCUCUGCCAAUGCCAAUGACCGCCCUCUCAGCCCAGGUUUGGAGAACAUAGCGGUCAAUGAGGUUCUUCUCACAGGUGAUUGGCAGGUUGACUCGCAAUGGGCCUGGAAGCGGCAACGGCACAUCAACUGCCUGGAGACAGAGGCCGCGGUGACAAAGCUUAGGGACAUCGCUAGGGAGGGCCGGGAUUCCAGACCGGUCCUGAUCCUUGACUCCUCGUGUGCUAGGGGAGCGCUGGCCAAAGGACGUUCGUCCGCUAAGCUGCUAAGGCCAAGCCUUCGGAGGGCUGCUGCCAUUAGUGUCGCCGGGGGAAUCUUCCCAGCCUACCUCUAUGGCCCCACGAGGUUGAACGUCUCCGAUGACCCCACUCGUGACGUGCCGCUGCGCGAGCCGCACCCCGAAUCUGCCCUUCGAGAGCUGAGUGAGGCCGCGACGGUUGAACUGUGCACGCUUUCAGGUGCCAACAAGUCGCGCGCUAGAUGGGUCCGGCUCUGUCUCCUGCUCGUGCCCGUUGGCUCCCCACGUGAAAAGCUCAUAAAGAGCAUCUGCAGCGACGACUGGAGAGGUUGCCCCCGGGCACCUCCAGCUAGCCUUUUCAUGCCCGUUGGAUCGGCUUUGCAUCCAGCUGAAGCUUUCGCAUCAUGGGCCCUGCAAGGAGGAAAGACCGAUGCGUUCACCAUUGGAGAGCUCUUCGACCUCCUCCCUUGUGAAGGCAGAGACCGCUUCGGCGAUAACGAUGACUCUAAGCACUGGACCACCGGAGCCUAUGCCCAAGGUGGGUCCGUGUGUGAGGCCAUCCGCAGGAAGCAACUUACAGGAGAGCUCUACGACGUUGCAAGCGGUGAGGGGCCUCUCCGCCUUGCCUUGUUCUGGACUUUUGUGUUCUUGGGCUGCUCCACCUGUCUGUCCGUCCUCUCUCCGAGGAACCCCGCCGACGUUGCUGGUUUCAGCCUGGACGCUUUACUUUCUGCGAAGCCGCUCGAUGCAGAGGCUGUCAGCGACUGGGUUGUCCGGUAUGGCCGUGAUCUGUAUGGUUCAGGACGGCCCUACUGGCACUAUUCCGAGACAAUCAACGCGGUGACGUCUCUGAAGCCGGUUUUGAGAAGACAGGUCCAAGCUGCAUGGGAUUUGGGCUUCGCUUGGCUCAUUGAGGAACCGACAUCUCAUCACACGGCGAUCCCAGCUGUCAUCUUGAUAGCUAUCCUUUCCGCGAGCUUGGCUUGGGGCUGGACCCGGGAGGCUGGCUGCUUCGCUCUUGCUUUUGGUGGUUUGCUGCGAAUCGGCGAGGUUAUUCAGUGUAAACGUUCGUCAUUAGUGCUGCCUAGUGACGUUUGUGACACGCAGAAAUAUAUUUUGGUGCGUAUCGAGGAGCCCAAGACGAGACAUAAAGGGCCUCGCCAUCAGACCGCUAAGGUUGAGGCCGCAGAUCUUGUCAGCGUUACCGAACUUGCUUUCGAACAUUUUCAACGAGGGGAGCUUUUGUGGCCCCUUUCUCCACAAACUCUGCGAAAGCGCCUGGAUUCGAUUCUCAAAAGGAUCGGGGCAUCUCCGGCCCCACACGGCGUCCGAGAAUUAGAUUUAGGUUCUUUCACAGCUGGAGGAGCCACUUACAUCCUGCAGCAGACCGAAGAUUCCGAAUUAGUUCGACGUCGAGGCAGGUGGGCCUCGGCCAAGGUCAUGGAAGUUUAUCUUCAGGAGAUCUCAGCGAACACUUUUCUGCCGUCGCUGCCACGGCCGCAGAAAGACAAGCUCAUGCAGAUCGCUGGAGGUUUUACCGAUAUUCUCAGGCAGGCGUGGGCCUGGAAGAAGCAAGGCAUUCAGAGCAACGUUUGGUACAAUCUGUGGUAUCCGGGAACGACGCCGUCCGAGAGACAAGCCUUCUUCAAACAGGUGGAGGACGUUUUCGGCGAGCUCCUCAUGGAGAACGUGAGUCUGAAUGAGACCAGCGUAGCGGAGCUUCAGCGCCGCAAUCAGCGACUUCUUUGGUUCGCGUCGGACUACGCCGAGUCGACGAAGAGCUCGGCACGGGCGUGGGAUGCGAGGUCCCUCGACAACCAGCUGAAAGGUGGGAGUCACGGACGAGAGUUCGUGGACUUCAUGGCGCAAGGAGCCAGCAAGCUUCGAGAAGACCGCGCUCGCAACGAGUUUUUGUUGGUUAGCAUGUCGAGCGGUCCUUCGCAAGCUGCCGUCGAGGAUGCAUUGAAGCUGGACUUCCUUCCCGAUGUCUUCGGAGCGCACAAGAAGUGGAGCAAGGACUGCGCGGAGAGCUCCAAGAUACCGAACAUGACCUCCUGGUGUCCCGAGUCGCUGAUGGACUGGGCUUUGCUAAGCAACUACUACAAUCAGCGGGCCCUGGACUUCAUCUACAACCUGGGCUCCUCGAGUCCGGCGGCCGACUUUCCCAACGCGAUCUACAUCAACACGGUUGAUGCGGGAGGCCUCAUUCGCACUGGAACGGCCAAGAUCAACCCCUUGGAAGAGGAGUCGCGUGUGUCGGACGACAGUCAUGCCGAAGAUGGCUAUGCGUAUUCGGCCACGCUCAUUGCAGCCAACGUGCGCCGGCUGUGCCGAAAGACUCGGGCCGAUGGCUGCGAUGCCUUGGCCGCCGGCGCCGCCUCGGCGCGUGCACUGCAUCCGGUGAGCCUCUGGGAGGACUCUCACCACGGACGCUUGGUCAACUGGCCAGUUCUCUCCCCCGCCAUUGCGGUGAUUUGA
This is a messenger RNA of Symbiodinium sp. CCMP2592, 6186 nucleotides long. Lineage: Eukaryota; Dinophyceae; Suessiales; Symbiodiniaceae. The record is from the annotation of a GenBank genome assembly.